AUGGCUGCUGAACAGGAGAGACGUGCUACCGACCGUCCUUCUCUAAUGCGACGCUUUUUGACCAGUCUACGUCUGUGCUGGCCGUUCGGUGGAGUUCGUCCUCAGAUGUCUUUUCAGGACGUCUGUGGUGGCAAGAUCGAACCGGAGGGCAACGUGGACGCAGAGAACCAGAUAGUUAUGGAGGGAUACUUGUUGAAGAGGGCCAGUAAUGUAUUUAAAACAUGGAACAGGCGCUGGUUCCUGAUUCAGGACAACCACCUUAUGUACAAGAAGAAAUCCAGGAAUAGCAUGGUGGACAUAGCCGAUUUACGCCAGUGCACGGCCAAACACUACAGGAGCAUCGGACGCCGUUGCUGCUUCCAGGUGGUUUCACCUACAAAGAUCUGGGUAUUGCAGGCUGAUUCAGAGGAGAAUAGAGAGGCUUGGAUCAGAACCAUUCAGAACAUGGUUGCUAACACCGAUGGUGACAGAACAGAUGACUCCAUCACUUCCCGAUCAGAUGAGGUGGUGGAUUUGAGCCCAGAACAGGAAGGAUCCAGUAGCUCCUCUAAAUCACGUGGAUCACAACACACACAGAGAGACUCGCUACGUCCACGAUCCGCUUCUGGAACUUCAGUCGAGAGCGUUGAAGCUACAGUUGGAGGGACCUCACACAUUGAAGAGAGCCCGGAGGAACUGAGCACCAGCACUUCCUCCAGCGACUCCAUCCACACAGCUGGUGAUGACAGCACGACUACAGGAAAGCACUCGGUCCAGAGAGGCAGCGCUCCUUCUGAAGAGUGCUUCAAUAGCCGGUACAGAGUGGGAAAGCUUCUGGGGAAAGGAGGCUGCGGUUCUGUGUUUGCAGGACUUCGUGAGGCCGAUGGAAAACAGGUUGCUAUUAAGGUUGUGCUGAAGAGUGGCUGUGACAGAUUCAUCACCAUUCUUGGCGAGAAGAACGCUCUCCCUGUAGAGGUGGCGUUGAUGCUGAUGGUGUCCGAGCCACCUCGCUGUAAAUACGUCCUGGAGCUCCUGGAAUGGUUCGACAUGCCCGAGUGCUACGUCUUGAUCCUGGAGCGACCCGCCCGCUGCAUGGACCUCUACGAAUACCGAAGGAACGGCUCACUUCCCGAAUGUCUGGCUCAGAUGAUCAUGUGGCAGGUGGUUCUCGCCGCCUGUCACUGCCGUAAUCGCGGGGUUCUCCAUCGGGAUAUCAAGGAGCAGAACCUUCUGGUCAGUUUCCACACCUUAGAGGUCAAGCUCAUAGACUUUGGCUGUGGGGACUUGCUGAAGUCGACCCCCUACAGACGUUUUGCAGGCACCAUGCUAUACGCCCCACCUGAAUGGAUCGAGGAAGGUAAGUAUCACGGUUGCGCUGCAACGGUGUGGAGCCUGGGUGUCCUUUUGUUUGUUCUAGUGUGUGGAGAGCUGCCAUUCUGGAACGAGAGGGAGAUCGCUGCUGGACACCUGAUCUUAAAAGCUGGUGUGUCUAAGGCCUGCCGUCUUCUGAUCAGACGCUGCCUGGCGAAGGAUCCGAAUAAGAGACCCAGCCUCGAGAUGAUCCUGGAGCACCACUGGUUUCCAGAGAUCCUUAGAAACUAAGUCCAGUUAUCUGAGAGGAUGAUCACCCGAAAAACACAACAGGAGUGAUCUGGAGAUCAGCAACAUUUUGUGGAUCAGCUUGAUGACACAGGUCUGCUACAAGAACACAUCCAGAGGUUUCUGGCUGAGGUUCAGAUCACCUCCAUUCCUCAGCACCGUGUACAUACCAUGCCAGAUCAGAAAGAAAGCCCCAUCAAUGAACAAGUCUAACCUACUGGAAGAAGCAACCAGAUCAGAUUUGGGCCCAAGCACCCUGAUACCCAGCAGAAGAUGAAACGUCCUUGAGUGACCACAACCAUCUACGGUUGGUGUCUGGGAAUGGAUCCUGCAGAUGUUUAACACAUGUGUAUUGUGCCUUGAUUGCAGUUGAUGAUCAUUUAACGGUCAGUAUAUUGAAUAAAACUGUUUGUACUGGCGUGUG
This is a messenger RNA of Trichomycterus rosablanca, 2002 nucleotides long. RefSeq names its product serine/threonine-protein kinase pim-1-like. Gene Ontology annotation, cellular component: cytoplasm. Lineage: Eukaryota; Metazoa; Chordata; Actinopteri; Siluriformes; Trichomycteridae. Gene Ontology annotation, biological process: protein autophosphorylation; negative regulation of apoptotic process; regulation of mitotic cell cycle. Gene Ontology annotation, molecular function: ATP binding; protein serine/threonine kinase activity. The transcript is spliced from 14 exons. Bases 1 to 1581 code for a protein of 526 amino acids. The record is from RefSeq and is a predicted model, not a curated record.